GCCCAGCCAAGGCGGCAGCGGCGGCCGCGCGAGCAUCGGCGGCGGCGGCGGCGGCGGCAGAGGCAGCGGGAGCAGCUGCGCCGCCAGCGUGGAGCGGGAGGCGUGGAGGUGCGGAGAAGGGAGCGCCGGACCAGAACGGAUGUGUGCAUCUCAGGAUUGAGAGGAAGAAACAAGACAUGGGCCAGUCAUCAAGAUACUUCUCUGGGAAUUGUUGCUGCUGAUAAUCUCUUUUAUAGAGUCUUACAAUGAGUGUUUGGUUUAAGGAAGAUUUUCAUAUUUAAAAGAUUUUCAUCUUGGAAAUAUAUCAAGUGAAAUUUUCAUUCUUUUGAGAAACAUUUUCCUCCUAGUAAAUUAUCCUUGUAAUGGGCGACAUGGCAAACAACUCAGUUGCAUAUAGUGGUGUGAAAAACUCUUUGAAAGAAGCUAAUCAUGAUGGAGAGUUUGGAAUUUCGCUCACAGAUCUGCGGGCUCUUAUGGAGCUCAGGUCCACAGAUGCAUUACGAAAAAUACAGGAAUGCUAUGGAGAUGUCUAUGGAAUUUGCACCAAGUUGAAAACAUCUCCCAAUGAAGGUUUAGGUGGAAACCCUACAGAUUUAGAAAGAAGAGAAGCAGUGUUUGGAAAGAACUUUAUACCUCCUAAGAAGCCAAAAACCUUUCUUCAGUUAGUAUGGGAAGCAUUACAAGAUGUCACUUUAAUUAUUCUAGAAAUUGCAGCCAUAAUAUCAUUGGGUCUGUCUUUUUAUCAACCUCCAGAAGGAGAAAAUACACUUUGUGGAGAAGUUUCUGUUGGGGAAGAAGAAGGUGAAGGAGAAACUGGGUGGAUUGAAGGAGCUGCAAUCCUCUUAUCCGUGGUGUGUGUGGUAUUGGUGACAGCUUUUAAUGACUGGAGUAAGGAGAAACAAUUCCGAGGUUUGCAAAGUCGAAUUGAACAGGAACAAAAGUUCACCGUGAUCAGGAGUGGGCAGGUUAUCCAGAUACCUGUAGCUGAUAUUACUGUGGGAGACAUUGCCCAAGUGAAGUAUGGUGAUCUUCUUCCGGCUGAUGGCAUACUGAUUCAAGGCAAUGACCUUAAAAUUGAUGAAAGUUCAUUGACUGGUGAAUCUGACCAUGUUAAGAAGUCUCUAGAUAAGGAUCCCUUACUUCUCUCGGGUACUCAUGUAAUGGAAGGUUCUGGAAGAAUGGUAGUUACAGCUGUAGGUGUGAAUUCUCAAACUGGAAUUAUCUUUACCUUACUUGGAGCUGGAGGUGAAGAAGAAGAAAAGAAAGAUGAGAAGAAAAAAGAAAAGAAAAAUAAGAAGCAAGAUGGAGCUAUUGAGAAUCGCAACAAAGCAAAAGCCCAGGAUGGUGCAGCUAUGGAAAUGCAGCCUUUAAAAAGUGAAGAAGGAGGAGAUGGUGAUGAAAAAGACAAAAAGAAAGCAAAUUUGCCAAAAAAAGAAAAGUCCGUUUUACAAGGGAAACUUACAAAACUGGCUGUUCAGAUUGGCAAAGCAGGUCUACUGAUGUCUGCCAUCACAGUUAUCAUCCUAGUAUUAUAUUUUGUGAUUGAUACCUUCUGGGUCCAGAAGAGACCAUGGCUUGCUGAAUGCACACCCAUCUACAUACAGUACUUUGUGAAGUUCUUCAUUAUUGGAGUUACAGUUCUAGUGGUUGCAGUCCCAGAAGGUCUUCCACUGGCAGUCACGAUAUCACUGGCAUAUUCAGUCAAGAAAAUGAUGAAGGAUAAUAACCUAGUGAGGCACUUGGAUGCUUGUGAAACCAUGGGGAAUGCUACAGCUAUUUGUUCAGAUAAAACGGGAACACUGACAAUGAACAGAAUGACAGUCGUUCAAGCUUACAUAAAUGAAAAGCAUUAUAAAAAGAUUCCUGAACCAGAAGCUAUUCCACCAAAUAUUUUGUCCUAUCUAGUAACAGGAAUUUCUGUGAAUUGUGCUUAUACAUCAAAAAUAUUGCCACCAGAGAAAGAGGGUGGAUUACCUCGUCAUGUGGGUAAUAAAACAGAAUGUGCCUUGUUGGGAUUGCUCUUGGACUUAAAGCGGGAUUAUCAAGAUGUUAGAAAUGAAAUACCAGAAGAAGCAUUGUACAAAGUCUAUACCUUCAAUUCUGUUAGGAAAUCCAUGAGCACAGUCCUAAAAAAUUCAGAUGGAAGUUACCGGAUCUUCAGCAAGGGUGCAUCUGAGAUAAUGCUGAAAAAGUGUUUCAAAAUCUUAAGUGCUAAUGGUGAGGCGAAAGUAUUCAGACCCAGGGACCGAGAUGACAUUGUGAAAACUGUGAUUGAGCCAAUGGCAUCAGAAGGCCUGAGAACCAUAUGUCUAGCAUUCAGAGAUUUCCCAGCAGGAGAACCAGAACCAGACUGGGAUAACGAGAAUGAUAUCGUCACCGGCCUUACUUGCAUUGCUGUUGUGGGGAUUGAAGAUCCUGUGAGGCCUGAGGUACCAGAGGCAAUAAAGAAAUGUCAGAGGGCUGGAAUCACUGUGCGCAUGGUCACAGGUGAUAAUAUUAAUACUGCUCGGGCUAUUGCUACCAAAUGUGGUAUUUUACACCCAGGGGAAGAUUUCCUUUGCCUAGAAGGUAAAGAUUUUAACCGAAGAAUACGAAAUGAAAAAGGAGAGAUUGAACAAGAGAGGAUAGACAAGAUUUGGCCAAAGCUUCGAGUACUUGCAAGAUCAUCUCCCACUGACAAACAUACACUGGUUAAAGGUAUAAUUGACAGCACUGUCUCAGAGCAACGCCAAGUUGUGGCUGUAACUGGUGACGGUACAAAUGAUGGUCCUGCACUAAAGAAAGCAGAUGUUGGAUUUGCAAUGGGCAUUGCUGGAACUGAUGUGGCUAAAGAAGCAUCUGAUAUUAUACUCACAGAUGACAACUUUACAAGCAUUGUUAAAGCAGUUAUGUGGGGACGAAAUGUCUAUGACAGCAUCUCAAAAUUCCUUCAGUUCCAGCUAACUGUUAAUGUAGUGGCAGUGAUUGUUGCUUUCACGGGCGCUUGUAUUACUCAAGACUCGCCACUUAAGGCAGUACAGAUGCUGUGGGUGAACCUGAUCAUGGACACGCUGGCUUCCCUCGCUCUGGCAACAGAACCACCCACCGAGUCGCUCCUGCUUCGGAAGCCUUAUGGUAGAAAUAAGCCUCUCAUCUCACGCACAAUGAUGAAGAACAUCUUGGGCCAUGCAUUCUAUCAGCUUGUAGUGGUGUUCACACUCUUGUUUGCUGGAGAGAAGUUUUUUGAUAUCGACAGUGGAAGGAAUGCCCCUCUGCACGCGCCCCCCUCAGAACAUUAUACUAUUGUGUUCAAUACCUUUGUGCUGAUGCAGCUUUUCAAUGAAAUAAAUGCCCGGAAAAUUCAUGGCGAAAGAAAUGUGUUUGAAGGAAUCUUUAAUAAUGCCAUCUUCUGCACAAUUGUUUUAGGCACCUUUGUGGUACAGAUAAUAAUUGUGCAGUUUGGUGGGAAACCUUUCAGCUGCUCAGAACUUUCAAUAGAACAGUGGCUGUGGUCAAUAUUCCUGGGAAUGGGGACCUUACUCUGGGGCCAGCUUAUUUCAACAAUUCCAACUAGCCGUUUAAAAUUCCUAAAAGAAGCUGGUCAUGGAACACAAAAGGAAGAAAUACCUGAGGAAGAGUUAGCAGAGGAUGUUGAAGAGAUUGAUCAUGCUGAAAGGGAGUUGCGGCGUGGCCAGAUCUUGUGGUUUAGAGGCCUGAACAGAAUUCAGACACAGAUGGAUGUAGUGAAUGCUUUCCAGAGUGGAAGUUCCAUUCAGGGGGCUCUAAGGCGACAACCCUCCAUCGCCAGCCAGCAUCAUGAUGUAACAAAUAUUUCUACCCCUACACAUGUAGUGUUUUCCUCUUCUACUGCUUCUACUCCUGUGGGAUUCGAGUGGUGAAUGCAUUUCGUAGUUCUUUAUACGAAGGGUUAGAAAAGCCAGAAUCAAGAAGUUCAAUCCACAACUUUAUGACACACCCUGAGUUUAGGAUAGAAGAUUCAGAGCCUCACAUCCCCCUUAUUGAUGACACUGAUGCUGAAGAUGAUGCUCCUACAAAACGCAAUUCCAGCCCUCCACCCUCUCCUAACAAAAAUAACAAUGCUGUUGACAGCGGGAUUCACCUUACAAUAGAAAUGAACAAGUCUGCUACCUCUUCAUCCCCAGGAAGCCCACUACAUAGUUUGGAAACAUCGCUCUGAUUGUAAGCCGAAUGCUAACACUCUAGCUGCAUUGUAAAGAAACAAACCGAAACUGAGUCUCUUCACACAUUGUGACGGACAAGAUAGUAUUCUUGUCUCUGGACUUCAACAGAAGACACACUUGUACGAAUGUAGAUUUAUUUUUUUAAAAAAACAAGCAAAGCUUUCUGCCAGACUGAGGGUGCUUUUUGGGGUGUGGGAGAAAAGAACUGACAGGUAAACUAUGGUAGCUCGGCGUAAGUGACCUGUGGAUCAUCCAUGGUACCUAACGUGGUCCUGACCGUGUGCUAGCAGAGCUGUGGUUUAUCUCGGGCCUUGAUGGGAGGGAGGGAGGAGUGACGCUGGGCAAGACAGAGAGCCCUGGAUCAUUGAAUGAAUACUUUAAUUUCUGCUGUUGGCUGUUAAUAAUUUGGAUUAUUUAUGUUUAUAAAUGAUACAGAUCUGUUUACAAGGUUUGUAGAUACUUUUUUUUGUUGUUGUUCUUCAUAGAUGGGAAGCUUCCUUAUAACUAAUGCAGAGAAAAAUUAGUCCUUCAAAUACUGCUGUAUUUUCAGGAAAAAAAAGGGGGUGUUUCUAUUGAAACUGUACUAAAUUUUUGCCUACAAUUUAUCUUGUUAAAUAUUGUAGAUAAAUUGCUAAUACUAAUAGCCAAAUAGAUAACACUAAUGCUUUGUUUAAAAAAGAAAAAACAAAAAAAGAAAACAAAACAAUACAAAAACAAAAAAAGAGCAGUGGUGUUCUAAUGAAGUUAUGGCAUCUGUCCUAAUUAGUUUCUUAAAUACAUUUACUACUUAAUGGUUUUGAAAGAACUGUUUAAUUUUUAAAUUUUUUGAAAACUUGCUAAUAACCUUUGUUCAGAAUUUAGUAGACUGUUUAUUGAGGGACAUCAAAUACACAAUGAAAGAUGCUUGAAAUGCCUUUGUUAUUUCAGGCGAAUCAAAUUAAACUAUCAAACUACAAGAGAACCUUUAGUCCUUUUUGUUUUUGUCUAAAUAUGUUAGUUCAGUGAUGUCUUGGUGAACUGUGAGUGAACUGUAUUGAUUUUUUUUUUUUUCUAAUAACUCCUUAGAGACCUUCAUACAGCAUAGGAGGGCUCUUGGCAUUUGGAAAAAGGUUAAUAGGUAGAAGCAUACAUGUUUCCCUUUUGUUUUUGAAACUUGUUUGUAAACAUAAAUAAAUAUGCCCUUUUAUUAAAUAAAUACACGGCAAUGGUUUUUAAGACAGCUCAGCUCCUUUCCUUAGUUCUACAUAUGUGACGCAUUGGUCUGUUUCCUUUAACCACAAUUAGAAUAAAUUUCAAGCUCAUAACAGCCCCAUGAAAUAUUGUUUGAAUUAUUUCUUGGUCACCCCAUAGAAAUGGGCUGAGACAGCACAGUUUUGCCACCUAACAUAGUCUUCAAGGAACCUAGUUUUAUCUAAGAUAAAAUAGUCUUACCAUUUUAUAAGAAGUAAUGACCACCAUUGUUUCUGAUACAUAUGUUUUUAUUAAGUGGCCAAAUAACAGAUUAGAUUAAAGAAGAUAACACAUGAAAAUGUGGGGAAAGCUUCUUCUAAACACAGUAUAUAUAUAGAUGUAAUAAGCAACCAUAUGCUGAAAUGCCCAUCUCUGAAUCAAUUGAAUUCCUGGGCUCUCUGCUCCUUUCCUAUCUAUCUUCUUAUUUAAUUUGCCUUUUGUCUUGACCCUUUAGAAACUGGUAUUGUUUCCUGGCGCAGAUUUCACCAGAUAUACAAUCCUCAGGCUGACAUAAAGUUUACGAGGACUACUACAUCCAAGAAUGCUGACCCCGCAAAGAAACAUGUAGUUGAUGGUGCUUGAUAAUUUUUGGUGGGUGGGAGGAAUAUUUCUCUCCAACAGUUGCCUGCAGUAAUGCUCUGCAAGUCUUAGAAACACAUUGGGUCUGUUGCAUUCAUCAUUGUACAUUUACUCAUCAGGUAUUUGUAGUUAUUCAUACUGUAAAAAGAGGUAGCAUGAUAUGCUGGGAAGCAUAUUUAGACCAGGAGUCCAAAGCAGGCUCCUAGUCUUGAUUUUGCCAUUAAUGUGCUGCAUGAUAUUGGGGAAAUGACUCACCCUGGAUGAGGGUGGGGGACUAGACUCCUCUUGAACCCUUUCAACUCUAAAAAUUGACCCUAUCCACGAAGAAGCCUGCAAGGCAUAGGGAAUAGAGAAAAGGGAAAUGUUUUCAGUUUUCUUUUCUUUUUUUUUUCUGGCUAUGCUUAAAUAUGAAUGUAACUACCAAAAGAUUUAGACAUGCAUGUGCUUUGGAGGGCUUGUAUCGAGCUUUUCCGGUCUUCAUUUUUCAACUCAAGGCAAUGGCUUUUUACACCACCUUUGAAUCCAUAAGCGGGUCUUAGGACAUCCGUGAAGUAAUAGCAAGACAUGCUCAGUGUGUGUUUCUCUCUUGGAGAGACUAAUUUCUACCAGAAAUUUCCUAGAGCAUUAUGUAAGUAGAAAAAAAUAUAAGAAAAAAGCAAGCUGUUAAAAGAUUUUGGAUCCCAUUAUAUAGUAUGUAUAGCUAAAUCAGCAUCUGUAAUUCACAUUUUCUCUCUUAUCUUCUAAUCAAAAAAAACUUGUUUAAUUUUGCAUCCCAAAUGUUUUUAAUCUUUGUAUAUUUUUUAAAAAUCCUUUUCUCCUCAUCAUUGCCUUUUUUGUGGUUGUAAAUAGACUUGUUGCAAUCUGAAGAUGAGCUACUUCUUGUCAUCUUACAAAUAUGUGAUAUGGUAAUUUUCAUAACAGAUAUCAGUUUUGAACCAAGAAAUGGUGAUUUGUUUAUAAGAAAAAAAACUGGCUUCAUUUCUGUGAAAUUGCUCUUUGAAAAUUUCAUUUCCACUUGUAAGCCAACUGAGAUACCGUGAUGGUGUUGAUUUCUUUUAAUGAUGCUUACCAUCUAUUUUAGCCACUGAGCCUUUUAUUAUUUGUCUAUUUGUAAAGUUUAUUUGUCUUAACUCAUUUAAUAAAUAUACUGUUUAUCUGUUUCUGAA
Molecule: messenger RNA, 7156 nt
Organism: Meriones unguiculatus (Mongolian gerbil)
Lineage: Eukaryota; Metazoa; Chordata; Mammalia; Rodentia; Muridae
Gene: Atp2b1
Product: ATPase plasma membrane Ca2+ transporting 1
Exons: 22
Coding region: 363-3878 (1171 amino acids)
Biological process (GO): regulation of cytosolic calcium ion concentration; calcium ion transmembrane transport
Cellular component (GO): intracellular membrane-bounded organelle; membrane
Molecular function (GO): ATP hydrolysis activity; PDZ domain binding; P-type calcium transporter activity
Source: RefSeq, a predicted model, not a curated record